GACGAGAUCGUUCCACGAAGACGACUGACGAGCCGAGACGAGCCGAGACGAGCCGAGCCGAGCCGAGCCGAGCCGAGCCGAGCCGAGCCGAGCCGAGCCGAGCCGAGCCGAGACGAGCCGAGACGAGCCGAGACGAGCCGAGACGAGCCGAGCCGAGCCGAGACGAGCCGAGACGAGCCGAGAUGAGCCGAGACGAGCCGAGACGAGCCGAGCCGAGCCGAGACGAGCCGAGACGAGCCGAAACGAGCCGAGACGAGCCGAGCCGAGCCGAGCCGAGCCGAGCCGAGCCGAGCCGAGCCGGGAGCGCAGCCGGAGAGAGAGCCGGGAGUGCAGCCGGAGAGAGACGUCGCUUCACGCGUCGGCACAACGAGCGACACAGCCAACGACGUCGCGGCGAAGGGCAGGAGGUGCGACGUUCGUCGGCAGCUAAGGGAAUAGAAAGAUCACUGGCUGCAACCCGCUGCGUCUGCCGAGAUACCAGCGAGUUGAACAGCUACGUCAACACUUUUGGAACCGCUACUACAAAGAAUACAUUUCACAGCUCCAAACGCGGUCCAAAUGGCAGCAAUCUCGUGGACAACUGGAGGAGGGCAUGCUGGUCGUCGUCAAGGAGGAGGACGCCCCGCCAGCCCGCUGGACCCUGGGCAGAAUAAUACACCUUCACCCUGGAGCAGACGACGUCGCGAGAGUUGCAGAUAUCAAAACCCAAGCAGGCACCAUAAGAAGGGCCUUCAAUCGAAUAUGCCCUCUUACAUGACCGAGGCUCUCACACUUGGCCCCCGGCACAAAUGACCCGGCUCAUAACACAGAUGACUUGCAGACAGCUAAAUCAGAAAGCAGAGAGCUACUUCAGAAUGCAGACAGCUACAUCAGAAAGCAGAGAGCUACUUCAGAAUGCAGACAGCUACAUCAGAAAGCAGAGAGCUACUUCAGAAUCAUCAUCAUCAUCAGCCCAUUAACGUCCCCACUGCUGGGGCACGGGCCUUCCCUAUGGAUGGAUAGGGAGAGAUACUUCAGAAUACUGAUAGCCAUUUCAGAAUACAGAUGGCCUUCACACAAUGCCCAUGACGAGGCCCUCACUCUUGGCCCCGGCAGAAUGUUGGCAACACCAACACGCGCGCGCAUGCGCGAUACAAAGAGCCAGAUGACAGGAGCGCCGCGCUGCGCGGGACCCGCCCACUUCUCGACCGACUCCGCCGCCGCCGCACGCGCGCUUGUUUAAUUCGUCACAUAAUUAUUUCGCUGUAAUCUAAAUCUAAAGUAAUUAAAUACAUUUUUAUACUUGUA
Pectinophora gossypiella (pink bollworm) is the source of this 1287-nucleotide messenger RNA. Its product is annotated as TRIO and F-actin-binding protein-like. The transcript is spliced from 2 exons. The coding region runs from base 183 to 653 and encodes 156 amino acids. Lineage: Eukaryota; Metazoa; Arthropoda; Insecta; Lepidoptera; Gelechiidae. The record is from RefSeq and is a predicted model, not a curated record.